CACAGGCGAAGGAGGGGAGAUCGCUGCUGCGUCCUUGCGCGGACGCCGGGAGGGAUCCCUCUGAUGAUCUGACGGAUCCUUUGAGGGAGCCCGGCAACAGGGCACCAAAGGGCCGGCUGCAUAGAUGCCCUACUGACAACCAGUGAGGUCUUCGGCUUCGUGGGAUGGAUCCUGCCCCCGGCUCGGACAUGGAUGGAGGGGGCGGCCCCGGCGAAGCGGAUGAGCUGGCCAACGCCGCUGCCCGGGGAGACCUGGAGACCUUGAGGCGGCUGCUGGAUGGUGGGGCGGACCCCAACGCGGUGAAUCGCUUCGGCAGGGCCCCGAUCCAGGUUAUGAUGAUGGGGAACCCCGGGGUAGCUCAGUUGCUUCUGCAGAGAGGAGCGGAUCCCAACCGCCCCGACCCGUCCACGGGCACGUUCCCGGUCCACGACGCGGCCCGCGGGGGCUUCCUGGACACGCUGCGGGUCCUGCGCCGAGGGAGCGCUCGCUUCGACGUGCGGGACCGCUGGGGACGCCGCCCGCUGGACUUAGCUGAAGAAAGUGGCCAGAGCCGGGUGGUCGCUUACCUCCAGGCGCCAUCGGGCUGAAACUGUCUUGACUUGAGAUCCGGGAUGAAGUCAGAGGACCACGCCGAGAGCUCCCCACCCCGCCGCCGCCGCCAGAGGAGAAUCGCGGGCGCGUAAACUUAAGACCCUUUGGCUUGGCUCUUGAACGCCACCCGUCAGAGACAAGGGAGAUGGAGCUACAAUUUCGACGCCAGCAUACUCUACGAUUCUGCUUCGUUUGAAAUGUGGCUUGUUAGAUGUUUACAUGCUUCCACUAAGCAUGGAGAAUGGGUAUGUCGGUUCGUGGGACAGUGUCUCCUGGUCUCUCACCCAUGCCAGUCAUGUACAAUGAUGUUCUAAAAGGAAACUGAGACAAUAGUCCAGGGAUUGGAGAUUCAUGGCUGCCCAGAUUUUGCGGGAUGAACAAUUUCCAUUUAUCCUUGACCGUGAUUCCCCACAGUGGAUGGGGUUGGUGUAGCAGUGCUGGAUUUAGGGCAGUGUGGGCAGGAGACACACACACACACCCCCAUCCACCCACAGGGCACUGAGCCAAGGGGGUGAAAAAUUGAGAAGAUCCAUUUCAGGGUGCCUUGCACAGGGUGCCAUAGAACCAUAGAAUUGUAGAGUUGGAAGCGACCACAAAGGCUCACUUAGUCCAACUGCCUGCACUGCAGAAAUCUUUUUGCCUAAUGUGGGGCUCCAACUCAGGAGCCUGAGAUGAAGAGUCAAGACACACACACCCCAUCUGCAAGAGCCCCAGUCUCAGAUUAUGAAGCUCUGCUCUGGUUUGUGUUAUGGAUGUUAACAGUGUUCCUUGUGUGGAAUGUAAAUAGCACUUUGAAAUGUAGUAUUGGGGAGUAUUGGGGACGCGGGUGGUGCUGUGGGUUAAACCACAAAACCUAGGGCUUGCUGAGUGGAAGGUCGGCGGUUUGAAUCCCUGCGACGGGGUGAGCUCCCGUUGCUCGGUCCCUGCUCCUGCCAACCUAGCAGUUCGAAAGCACGUCAAAGUGCAAGUAGAUAAAUAGGUACCGCUCCGGCGGGAAGGUGAACGGCGUUUCCGUGCGCUGCUCUGGUUCACCAGAAGCAGCUUAGUCAUGCUGGCCACAUGCCCCGGAAGCUGUACGCCGGCUCCCUCGGCCAAUAAAGCGAGAUGAGAGCCGCAUCCCCAGAGUCGGUCACGACUGGACCUAAUGGUCAGGGGUCCCUUUACCUUUACCUUAUUGGGGAGAAUGAAGAUUGUGCCAACCUGUCACCUCUUGCCUAAAUGCACUCUGCUUCGUUGCCAUGGUUUUUCAUUUGCACAAGUUAUGCCUGUUAGUUUUUCCUUGAAGGCCCCAAGGGAAAAAUUAACGGAGGAAGGAAAGGAUGAAGGAUGGCCUUUGCAAUAUAAUUGUGAGGCUAAUGCUAAUAACACACACAUCACCUUUUUUUAAAAUUCAUCCGCCAAUUUCUUUUUAAGAAGUUCACACAAACACUUUCGAAUUCUUCAAGUGUCAGAAUGAAUCCUUCAAUCUGACUAUAUGAGACAGAUAAUCCAUAUUAACGCCAUGCAAUCAGGUUUCAAGGAAGCAAUGCCUGGAUAAACGUGAGACCCUGAAAAUGUUAAAUAUGCAGUCGGGGUGCUUCCAGACAGAAAUUGAAUACAUUGCAAAUGGGUCAUUGGCAACAAGUUUUAGUUUUUUCCUUUUCACUUAUCUGGUUUUUCCUGGAAAAAUCUGGAUUAAAUGUGAGCGAAGAUAGAGAUUGCCAUUUGUAUGCCAACAGCA
Podarcis raffonei (Aeolian wall lizard) is the source of this 2311-nucleotide messenger RNA. RefSeq names its product cyclin dependent kinase inhibitor 2B (gene CDKN2B). Gene Ontology annotation, molecular function: protein kinase binding; cyclin-dependent protein serine/threonine kinase inhibitor activity. Gene Ontology annotation, cellular component: nucleus. Gene Ontology annotation, biological process: regulation of cyclin-dependent protein serine/threonine kinase activity; negative regulation of cell population proliferation. Lineage: Eukaryota; Metazoa; Chordata; Lepidosauria; Squamata; Lacertidae. The record is from RefSeq and is a predicted model, not a curated record. The transcript has 2 exons. Bases 165 to 587 code for a protein of 140 amino acids.